This is a messenger RNA of Thelazia callipaeda (thelaziosis nematode), 2741 nucleotides long. Lineage: Eukaryota; Metazoa; Nematoda; Chromadorea; Rhabditida; Thelaziidae. The record is from the annotation of a GenBank genome assembly.
AUGUUGUGGUGGAACGCACCUUACAAUCGAUUACUGCACUUGUCAUUGAUAUUUGGCGUAGUUCCGUGGCUUUAUAGCUUUUUCAAUGAAAAACAUCGAAUACAGUCAUACUCAGUUGAACAGACUGUGAUGUUAGCGUGGGACAAAGUUAUUGCUCAACCGUCUAUACUUUUUCGACGGGCAGUGAUAGGGAUUAAUUGUAAUGUUGAUAUGGUUGUUACUGGCACAAGUCUGUUGGAAAGCUUGAAUGCUACUCCAACCCUUAGAAAGGAUCAUGAGGUAAUCAGCAAUGUCAAUGACUUAUAUGAAGCUUUUGCAUAUUUCUUUUCGCGAGGUGCUGCUGCAGAAAGGUAUAUGUCAGAUUCAAAACUCUUUGAUGCUCUAGUACAGUUUGCCAGUGAACCUCGUCAAAGGCCUCACUAUUACAUUGGUGGAAAUGCUGCCUUAAUGGCUGAAAAGAUAGCUACUGCUUUUCCAAGAACCACUGCCUAUUUAGUUGGUCCUAUUGGACCUCGAAGCCAGGCUUUACUCCAUCCAUCAAUUGUGCGUACUAAUUCAACUCGUAUCGUAAAAGAUGAGUUGCAUAUCAUCAUGGAAUACAAGCAGGGUGAAAUUUUAGGGGAAUAUGUAGCAUCAGCUUCAUCUCGUUUCAUUACUUCACAUGAUCAAUAUAGUGGCAGUUCAGUGGUGAUUGAAAUGUUUUUCAAAGCAAUCAGUCAGUCUAAUCCUGAUUUGGUCAUUUUAACUGGUGUUCAUUUACUACAAAACCAGAAUAAAGAAAUGAGAAUGGAGAAACUUCGUUUAAUUAAGCGAAAUUUAUUGCAAGUAAGUCGUAAUGUUCCCAUUCAUCUUGAAUUGGGAAAUAUGGGUAAUCCUGAUCACGUCGCUGAAGUUCUAAAUAGAAUAAUCCCAUAUGUUGAUUCUUUGGGAUUAAACGAACAAGAGCUAGCAUUUCUAUCAAAUGUUGCUGGUGGACCUUAUACAGACCUUUAUCCAGUAUCUCCUGGUGCGGUACAUGUACACAAGAUGGUUGAAAUGCUCUACUGGCUACUCACGAAAUUUGGACAUGAUGGCAGUUCUCCUGAAUCGAAAAAUUACAAGUACAGAUUGUCAAGAAUACAUUUUCACUCUUUGACUUUUCAUUUAAUGGUGUACAAAGGAACAGAUUGGUCGAAUCUUGCUGCUGGCUUAGCUGCGGGGGCUAGAGUUGCAGCUCGUCAGUCUUGCAAAAUUACAAACGACAUGAAUACAGAUGAUUUGGAGCUGAGGGUGUCAAUGUCUCAUUUACUAGAUAAAGAAGUUGGGAAGGAAUACGUUUUUGAACCUCAAAAACCCAUAGCGUCGUGGAUGCGUAAUGAAGUUGUGUUUAUAUAUACUCCAGCACUUAUAUGCAAAGUUCCAUCCAAAACAGUUGGCAUUGAUGAUGCGAUUUCAACUACUGGCCUUAUAUUUUCUCAAUAUAUACAUAAAUGUUUUGAACAUAUAAUUGGAAAGUCUAGAAUGGCGUUUGUUAGGAGACAUAUCUUGGCUUUUCUCAAGCAAACACAGUUCACUAGAAGGGAUUUAAGUGCUAAGAUUGGUGGACCUGUUGAAUGGUUAGAUGAUGCUGUAACUCAUGCUGAUGUGCGAGCUGCUUUUGUUGAUCCAUGUACUUCAUUGCCUUACCCUGAAAAGGAGCUGCAUCGAUUCUUAGCAAAAAAUACUAUAUCAGAAAAAGAGAAUAUAAAGGAUGGAGCUCGUCGCAAAACUAAGGCUAGUGCGAAACUUGAUUUUAGUCAUAUACCUAUCGAAAAGCAAGUGGUUGUUUUAUUUCCUGGACAGGGAGCUCAACACAUUGGUAUGGGUGAAAAAAUCAAAGACUGCCCAAAGGUGAUUGAUAUAUACAAUGAAGCUUCAGAAAUAUUGCAGUAUGAUUUGUUGAAGUUGUGUUUGGAAGGUCCAAAAUCAAAACUUGACCAGACUAUUUACUGUCAGCCUGCUGUUUUCGUUACCUCAGUCGCUGCUUGGGAAAAAGCCAAGUUAGAAAAUGAGACAUUAAGUAGUCACACAACCGAUGUUGCUGGUUUUAGUAUUGGGGAAUUUGCUGCUUUUGUUUUGUCCGGAAUACUUUCUUUUCAAGAUGCCGUUCAAUUAGUGAAAGUUAGAGCAGAUGCAAUGCACCAAAGUAGUAUGAAACUUCCUUCCGGUAUGAUAACAGUGCGAGUAAAUGCGGCUUCGCGGUUGGAAGAAGCCCUAGAUGACGCUAAGGAGCAUUGUUGGGAGAAAGGUGAGUUGCCAAUUUGUGAAAUAGCCAAUUAUUUGUUUUGUGGUGUCAAAGUGGUCGGAGCAUCCGAGACUUCCAUGCAGUUUCUUGAGAACAAUCAAGAAAAAUAUAGAUUCCAGAUUGUUAAAAAGUUGGCUGUAAAUGGCGCAUUUCACACCAGUUUGAUGAAGGACGCUGCUCUAACUUUAAAAAAUGCUCUUAAAGACAUAAAAAUUAAUCAGCAGCCUCAAGUAAAUGUUUACUCAAAUUAUACGGGCAAAUUGCAUGUAUACAAUGAAAGGCAUAUACGUGAAGCAAUGACUAAACAAGUUUAUUCACCAGUAAAAUGGGAGCAAAUCCAACAGUUACUUCAUGCCAAGCAUCAAAACUAUGCAUUUCCUACGUUCAUGGAAAUCGGACCCGGAAAACAGCUUGGUGCAAUGCUUUUAAAAAUCAGUAAAAAAGCUUACAAGAAUUAUGUGAGCUACAGUGUGUAAGU